AUGAGCACGGCGCGAGAGAUAUUAUUCGUUGGUGUUUGCGCUGUAUCCCAUCUCAUGACCCAGGCCGCUUUGGGUCAAGCUCUUGCUCCGAUCGACAUCAUAGCCAAAGACUUUGGGAAUGUCAACCCUGGCCAAAUGUCCUGGUUCAUUGCCGCGUACAGUCUUACGGUUGGCACAUUUAUAAUGAUAUCGGGUCGACUUGGAGAUAUAUUUGGCCACAAGCGAAUUUUUACCUUUGGUUAUGCUUGGCUUGGGAUGUGGAGCUGUUUUGCUGGCUUCAGUGUUUAUCCAGGUCGUCACAUCUUCUUCGACUUUUGUAGAGCGAUGCAGGGGAUCGGGCCAGCUCUUUUAAUGCCAAACGCUCUGGCUCUUUUUGGACGGGCCUAUCCACCUGGAAUUCGCAAGAACAUCGUCUUCAGCAUAUUUGGCGCACUGGCUCCCGCUGGCUUUGUCAUCGGUGCAACGUGUGGAAGUCUUUUCGCACAGUUGGCCUGGUGGCCGUGGGCAUUCUGGUCUUAUGGGCUUACUGCAUUUGCCCUUUGCGCACUCUCCCUGCUUGUCAUUCCCAAGGCACUUGCGGAAAGGCCUUCAGGCCCUCGACCAAGCUUUGAUUGGACGGGAUCUAUCUUGGCCGUUGCUGGGCUUGUGCUCGUCAAUGUUGCUUUCAACAACGCGCCGCUCUAUGGGUGGAAAACUCAGCACGUGUACUUCGUACUCAUCAUGGGGCUGAUGUGUUUGGGUGCAUUUGUAUGGGUUGAACUCAAAGCUGUUAACCCUCUCCUUCCAAUGCAUGCCGUCAAUAGCACAGUUGGCUUCGUUCUCGCCUUGGUUGGAGUGGGCUGGGGUGCAUUCGGCAUCUGGGUCUUUUACACGGUCCGAUUCCUGGAGCUCAUCCGAGGCGCAACACCUCUCUCAGUCUCUGCGCAGUACGUUCCUGCCGUCUUCUCCGGUCUCAUUGCCUCUGGAAUGACGGGUUUCAUGCUCACGCAUACACCGGUCAGCUUCGUAAUGAUGAUCUCCAUGGUCGCUUUCUGCGCUGGCAUUGUCAUCUCCUGUUUUCAGCCCGCACACCAAAUAUACUGGGCUCAAACUUUCAUCGGCAUCAUCAUCAUGCCGUUUGGAAUGGACAUGUCCUUCCCGGCUGCCACGGUCAUUCUCUCAGAUCACAUGCCUCGGGAACACCAAGGGUUAGCAGCCUCGCUUGUUAACACUGUCGUAAACUACUCAAUCUCCAUUGCUCUUGGUAUCGCGGGUACGGUUGAAGUGUAUGCACCGAACAAUCAUGACCCAUUCCAGGCGAAUCGCAACGCUUUUUACUCUGCCAUUGGGCUGUCUGGGUUGGGUGUCGUACUUGGCUUGAUGUUUUUUAUUAAGUCGAUGAUUAAAGAAGGCUGGGUGGUGCUGGAGCACUAA
Molecule: messenger RNA, 1413 nt
Organism: Lindgomyces ingoldianus
Lineage: Eukaryota; Fungi; Ascomycota; Dothideomycetes; Pleosporales; Lindgomycetaceae
Product: MFS general substrate transporter
Exons: 2
Coding region: 1-1413 (470 amino acids)
Biological process (GO): transmembrane transport
Cellular component (GO): membrane
Molecular function (GO): transmembrane transporter activity
Source: RefSeq, a predicted model, not a curated record